UCGGCAAGUGGAUUGCGAGGCCAUUUUGGGCACGAAGGCCGCCGAGUUCCGCAGAUCGCAUCGUGCAACAUGGCAGCAACCACGAAGCUCAUGCAGCGCCUCGGGCUCCAGCUGCCCGUGAUCCAAGCGCCCAUGUACAACGUCUCGACGCCGGCCCUCGUGGCGGCGGUCCAUCGCCACGGCGCUUUAGGUUCGUACGGCGCCGGCUACAAGGCGCCCGACGCGCUCCGCGCCGCCUUGGCCGACAUCACGGCGCUCGUGCCCGACAAGAACUUCAACGUCAACGUCUUUGUCGACGCGGCGCCAUCGACGCCCGAGUCCAAGACCGGCUGGGACGCAUACGAGUCGCUCCUGCAACCAGUGCGCGCCGAGCUCGGCCUCGACACGACGCCGCGCCCGUUCCCGCAGGCAGCGAUCCCGAGCGUGCUCGAGGACCAGAUGCAGGUCAUUCUCGACGUGCAGCCGCGCGUCGUCAGCUUUUGUUUUGGCGUCCUCGAUCCGGCGCUCGUCCGCGCCUGCCAGAAGUUUGCAAUCGUGCUUGGCACCGCCACGACGGUCGAGGAGGCCAUCGCGCUCGAAGCUGCGGGUGUCGACGCCAUCAUCGCCCAAGGCAGCGAGGCGGGUGGCCACCGCAGCUCGUUCCUGGGCGACAGCACUGGCUCGAUGCUUGGGAGCAUGGCGCUCAUUCCUCAGAUCUGCGACGCGGUCAAGGUGCCUGUCAUUGCUGCCGGCGGCAUCUCGGACCGCCGGCACAUGCUGGCAGCGUUUGCCCUGGGCGCCGACAUGGUCCAAGUGGGCACUGCGUUUCUCACGACGCCCGAGAGUGGACUGCCGCCCCAACGCAAGGAAGCGAUCACCGCCGCGACGAGCUCGACAGCGAGUGUCGUCACGCGGGGUCUGACGGGGCGACCCGCACGCAUGCUGCGCAACGAGCUCGUGGAUCGUCUCGUGCCCCACGAGGUGGACGCGGCGUCGAGUGCGCUUCAACGUCAGCGCAUGGCCGACAUCUUUGGCACGCACGACCCGCGCUACUCGGCGCUCCUCGCGGGCCAAGGCCACGCCUACUGCCGCCUAAACGAUACCGUCGCGACAGUGUUGGCUCGGUUUGCGUGAGCUCAGCACGCAUAUAAGAUCUUGUUGACGGCGAAAAUGCUAGCUGUGGACGAUCGCGUUGAUCUCUUGCUGCACCUGCA
Messenger RNA from Saprolegnia diclina VS20, 1193 nucleotides. RefSeq lists its product as hypothetical. The record is from RefSeq and is a predicted model, not a curated record. The coding region runs from base 70 to 1113 and encodes 347 amino acids. Lineage: Eukaryota; Oomycota; Saprolegniomycetes; Saprolegniales; Saprolegniaceae. The transcript has 3 exons. Gene Ontology annotation, molecular function: nitronate monooxygenase activity.